AUGGGAUGCUGCGAAGGCAGAGGAGGUACCAAAUAUUCAGAUGAUUCUAAUAAGAUGCAAGCUGUCCAAGAGGCUAAACCCAUGAAAAAAGUCCCUGAAGAAGCCAAAAGAAUAGAAAUAAACUCAGAUGCAUCAGAACCUGAAAAUAAUCAUGGAAAUAUCCCUGCAAAGCCUCUUGAUGAAAAAGGGGAAAACAAUACUGGCCAAAAUAACAAAGAAAAAAUCAAAAGUAAAACAGAGUGAAAAAUAGAUAAAGAAAACAGCAAAGAGCCAAAGGUCAGUGACACCGAAAAGAACUUGGAUAAUGGAGAAGCUGCUAAUAAAAAAGAUAUUGAGGAAGUGGAAUUUGUAAAGAAGGCUGAAGAAAAAGAAAUGGAAACAGAAAAUAUAAGCCAAAACGAAAUAGUGGUAAAUUUUGGCUUUGAUUCUUCUAACAUUAUCCCAAGCGACUAUAGUCCUCAAUUGCUUCCAGAAAAAAAUAGUGAACCUCUUACCGAAAAAGAACUAAACUCCCCCCCCCCCCUCCGUGAGCGAACAAAAAAAUUUUGUUCGCUCACGGAGGGGGGUUAAUUUUUUUUUUUAAAAAAAUUUAUAUAUAAAUUUUAUAAAAAAUAUUUUUUUCGAAAUUUAAAAAAAUCCUAAUUUGCAAAAAUUGGGAAGCAAAUAUUAAUUUAAUUUGCAAAAUUUAUGUUUUAAAACGCAAUUUGUUUAAAAUUAAACAGAAUUAGCUCUAGAUUUCAUUAUACUAAUUAUCACUUAUAUAUCAAAAUUUUUUUCCAUUAAAAUUUUUUUCUAUUAAAAAAAUUUUUGUUCACUCACGGAGGGUGGGUUUUUGGUCAAAAAAUGGCGAUUUUUCUAAUGGUUUUGUUCGCUCACGGAGGGGGGGGGGGGGAGUAAAAGAAAUUUUGGAAAAUAUUAAAGGAGACCUCUAUAAAGACCAAGAAAACAAAGAAAAAAUUACCCCUGAAUUAAUUAAGCAGCUAUUAGAAUCACUAAAAAGCAAUGAUCCUGCAAUUAUUGAGCUUGCACUUCAGGACUUAUUGGGAUUAUUUAAAAUUCCAAUACAAUAUAAAGAUGCUGAAGCUUUAUAUGAAGAUGAUGCUUUAUAUGUUUUAAAUAUACCUGUUUGCCAAGAAUAGCCCAUUAAGGAGCAUUUUUUGGUUCGCCAUUCUUAAAUUUGGCUAGCCAGGAAAUAUGGGAUGCCAUUGUCUGGCCAACCAAAAAAUGCUUCUUAGUGGGCUAUUCUUGGUAAAUAAGUAUAGCCUACUUCAAGACCCUGUCGAACUUUUAAGAUACUUGGCUUCUAAACUUGUAAGAGCAAUGCUGAAAGAUAAGACAAUUGAAAUGGAAAUGAUUAAAAAUUAUCAAAAAGGCGCUAUAAUUAACUCUAUUAUACAAGCGAACCCAGGCUUCACGCAGCCAAAACACUUAAAAAGCAACCUUCACACUUUAUAUCAUUUUUUAUAUGAUGCAGACCAUAAUAUUAUUUUCAGUAACCAAGAAUUGCUGUUUUUCAAUAACUUGAUUCAUUUAUUGACCCAAACUCAGCUGGUGAUUUUUAUUUAGAAAUUCAAUGAAAUGUCUAAAAAUAAAGAUUGGGAUCUGUAUAGCAAAAAAAUAUUAAAAUUAUACUAGAAGUAGCUAAUAUCAAAAAAAUUUUGUAGCAAUAAUACAUAGCGCCUAAGGCUUCAUUUUUAAAGGUAUAAUUGAAGAUUUAAAAAAUGAUGCAAAGCUAGAUCUAGUAGAAAGAAAAAGCUUGGGAAGUCCAAGGCUUUCUUCAUAUUCAUCAGAAACUGAGUAAAGAUUAUUUAGUACUGUUUUUGCUACAAACAUUUCGAAGUACACAUUAGAAGAGCUUAUUGCAGAGCUUAACACCCCAAGAAGAAUUAAAGCUAUUUUGCUAAAUGAUACAUGGGCAGAAGCUCCUACAACUGUUGGAUCCCUUUCAGCUGCGAGGAUGGCAGAAUUAUUUGCAGAUAAAAUUUUAGAUAAUCCUGAAGUAAAAUAAUUUGAUUUAAUUCAUAUAAUUAACUUAAGAAUCUAGCCCAAUUUAAUUGCUUUUAAGGUAAAAUUUUUACAGUAUUUAUAGUUUAUUGAAAUAAAAUCAGAAUAAUUUCUCUAGUAAUUCGAACAAAUGCUGUUGGAAAAUUAAGAGAAAACUUGAAAAGCAGACUAAGAGACAAAAGAGAAUCAGCCCUUAUCUGUCUCUCACAUAUGAUUCAGCCAGAGUACCCAGAAAUAUGUGAUGAAUUUAUGUCUGAUGAAGGUUUAGCACUAAUAUAUUUCCAAUUAAUCUGAAUGAAAUAAUUUAUUUCCUCUAUAUAUAUAUCAAGCUAAAUGCAUUCAUUCUAUUAAAAUAAGUAUACACCUUUAUGCAAGACAAUAAAGAAGGUAUGAGAGUGGCUUCAAUUGACGUACUCAGAGGCUACUAUUUUAAUCGCCCAUCAGCAAUCCAAAGAGUUGUAAAAUCUGGUCUUGAUUUUACUGGAGGAAUGAUAACUAUUUUACUUGGCCUAAGCACUCCAAGUUACGUUAACGCCAUGCUGAUGAAUAUAAGAGACAUGUUUGUUGAUGAAGAAGGAGACAUUGAUGAGGAAGUCCUUGCUUUAUGGAAAAAUGAAGGAUUACUAUAUGCUCUUUCACAAAUUGAUAUUGAAAGACUAAAGGCACAUCCUGAGUUCCUUGAAUAUGAACAACAGAUAUAUGAUUAUAUCAAUACUAUGAAAGAAGAGCUUGAGGCUGAAAAUGAAGAAUUAUUUGAAGAUUAA
Molecule: messenger RNA, 2768 nt
Organism: Blepharisma stoltei
Lineage: Eukaryota; Ciliophora; Heterotrichea; Heterotrichida; Blepharismidae
Source: the annotation of a GenBank genome assembly